AUGUCGAAACCCAUCACCCUCCAGAUCCGGCCGCGAGGCAAACCAAUCAAGUCGCUACCAGAGACCGUUGAACUCCCAGCCGGUGCAAAAUGUGCCGACCUGUACGCUGUCUUGGCCAAGCAAAGCAAGUACAGCGUGCACCAACUGCGCGUCACCAAGGGCUCGGAUGGGAGUCUGGUCGCAAAUGUUAGAGAUGGCACAGUUCACAGCACAGGCCUCCGAGACCAAAGCACGGUCUAUGUUAAAGAUCUGGGACCACAAAUCGGCUGGCAAACCGUCUUCGUCAUUGAAUAUAUUGGCCCAGUCCUGAUCCACCCGCUGAUCUAUAUGCUCGCACCGUACAUCUACAAAGGGCCAGCAUAUGAAGCCUCGCAGAUGCAGAAGACGGUGUUGGUAGCGAUUCUGGCACACUUUCUCAAGAGAGAGUUCGAAACCCUGUUCGUCCACCGCUUUUCCGCCGCAACCAUGCCGGUCCGCAAUGUCUUCAAGAACUCUGCGCACUACUGGAUCCUCUCAGGAGUCAACAUGGCGUAUUGGCUGUAUGCACCAGCAUCAUCGGCGGCAGGUCCAACGAACCAGAUCCUCCUGGCUACUGGCCUUGCGUUGUACGGACUGGGUGAGAUGGGGAAUCUGUCGACACAUCUAACCCUGCGAGAUUUGAGAAGUGCCGGUGGUGGUGAGCGUGGCAUUCCGCAAGGCUGGCUCUUCGACCUGGUGACCUGUCCCAACUAUCUCACCGAGAUCAUUUCCUGGAUCGGAGUAUAUCUAAUAAGUGGACUCAAUUGGUCAGUCCUUUUCUUCACCGUGGCUGCUGGCGGACAAAUGGCAGCAUGGGCGAGCAAAAAAGAGCGACGCUAUCGCAAGGAGUUCGGCGACAAGUACCAUAAGAAGCGGUACACGAUGCUGCCCGGCAUAUGGUGA
Messenger RNA from Cyphellophora europaea CBS 101466, 921 nucleotides. RefSeq lists its product as uncharacterized. Gene Ontology annotation, biological process: very long-chain fatty acid biosynthetic process. Bases 1 to 921 code for a protein of 306 amino acids. NCBI's taxonomy places the organism in Eukaryota, Fungi, Ascomycota, Eurotiomycetes, Chaetothyriales, Cyphellophoraceae. Gene Ontology annotation, molecular function: oxidoreductase activity, acting on the CH-CH group of donors. The record is from RefSeq and is a predicted model, not a curated record. The transcript is spliced from 2 exons.